UGAUAACUAGCUGCGCAGCUCCACAAGGCACAUAGUACAGCUCAGAACAAACAGAGGACGGGCCAAUUCUGUCAAAUUAGGGGCGUACGUAGUGAUAAACAUUUUAUCAGAAUUGUAUUUAUUGUGUCUAUUUGUAAACAAUGUGAACUAUCAUAAUCUGUAUGUAGUCGCAAUGAUUGGAAUGUAAAUAAUCAUCCUGUACUUCAAAGGAUUUGAAUAUAUUGUAAACCAACUGGUGAACUUUCGGGAUAAUGCUUUCGACAGAUCAUGUUAUGAAGAUUUCGAACAGGGCGUAAGGAGCCAGGUCAAAGUUCGACCGUGAGAUUUGCUGUUUUUGACAUUUUGUGUUGGUUAUCGUAGACCUAAGCGAAUGUUGAAACCGAAACAAUUGGAUUUAGUGACAAUUUCGGAAUAUUACACCAAUGUUUUUUGGGUAUCAAUUAUUGAUUUACAUAUUAACAUAGAUCAAUUAACAUCUCGAUUAAUUUGACUUGGAUUUAUAGAAAUUGAUAUAGAGCCGAAAUUGAUGGAUAUCUAAGGAAUGAUUGACCUUUUUAUGUGAUGGUGCAGCGUAAUGGAUUUGUAUAUUUUAAUUACUAAUCAUUGGUAUUUUUGUGGAAUUAAUCAUUGAUUCUCUGAACCUCAUCAGAAUGGGAUCCCUGAUUAUUGAUCCAGCAACCAACAAAACUGUGUUCACAUUCUUCUCAGAGUUCGGCGAAGAAUGGCCAGGUCAAUCUGCGAUCGAGGCUCUCGCCCUGGGUGUUAUAAUGGUGUUUGCUUUCCUCGGAAACGGAAUGGUGAUAUGGGCGAUUUACAGAAAUCCAAAGAUGCGGAAAACUACAAACUACUUCAUCGGUAAUCUGGCCGUCGCGGACCUAUUGUUCGCUUUGUGGAUCCCUUUUAUCAUGGCCACUCGUAUCACCCGCAAUUGGGUGUUCGGAAAUUUUAUCUGCAAGUUGGUCACUUAUGUCCAGUUUGUGUCCGGAAUAUCUUCUAUACUGACACUAAUGAUGAUAAGCAUUGAACGUUUCUUCAGCAUCUGUUUGCUGUCAAGUAAAAAGAUGACUAAAGAAAUUGCAUGUUUUGUGAUUCUUGGCAUUUGGAUUCUAUCAUCCAGCUUCCCAAUCCCAAUAGCCUGGGCACAGCUGGAACAACAGUUAGUCUUGGAUGACGUCACUCUGACAUAUUGUGGUAUCAUGUGGCCGGAACAUUUCCAUAUUGACGUGUAUCUCUCCUUCAUGGUCACAUUUUUCUUCAUCGCCCCUCUAAUGAUUAUACUAAUAAACUAUUACAAGAUUUUCAAAUUUGUGCGGCGAUCAUUGCGACGCACCGGACGACUUACUAGAUCGGAAAUCAGAACGAGGCGAAAACUCCGACUCACCAAAAUGUUUGUCGCGAUUGUAGUGUCAUUUGUGCUUAUGUGGUCGCCAUUUUUUGUUGUUAGUUUCCUAGCAGUGUAUUUACAUUCUAUUACAUCGACACAAUUUACAAUCACUAUUAUUGUAGCGUUAGCAAAUACGGGCCAAAAUCCAAUUAUAUACGGGUUUUUCAACAAAGCAUUCCGGAAGGAGUUUAAAAGUAUUUUUCAUUGCGAACGUCAACUGCAACCUGCUGAGAUUACUGAAGUGAGUAAGAAAUAUGUCGCCACGAGCGAAACAUCAAAAUAUAUCGGUACUGGCACGGAGUGUUCUGCGGGCGCGAGCCAGACGGUGUGAUGAGUAAUUGACAUAUCGUACACGUACAUUUUAUCAAUUUAUCGAGAUGACAAAAACUACAGUCUGUGGAGUUGGGAACUUGUAAACAAUGUUUAUAUACAUGCAGAAGCUUCUUUGGUACCUAGCCUAGCAUCAUGAUCACAUAUACGUUAUUUGUGAGCCUAAAUCUGCACGGAUUUUGUUUUAAAAACACUUUUAUUGCAUCCAAAUACAGAUAUUUCUUAUUUAGCAGCGAUAAUAAAAUAUAACGAAAAAAAUAGUUAUUUGUUUGUAAGGACGUAUUUUAACAUAAUAUGACAGUACAAUUCAAUACAUGAUGUGCUGUCUUUAGCAACACCGCCAUCAUGAUUAUUGUGACGUUACACAAUCAGCUAUCAUUUCUGUUAUUUAGGACAUUUGGUAGGAAUAAAUAUUACCUUAAUGUAUUGUAAAAAAAAUCUUAAUGAAUGAUAUGAAGUGAUAUUCUAUGUGACAAAAUAAUUUGUAAGGAAUAAUUAAGACUUAGUUAGAAUUAGCCGCUUCGUGGUUUAUGAUGAGUACUCUCCAAUGGUUUGUGUUUUAGUUUCAUAAGAUAAAAAUCAUUGAAAUUAAUCCUUGUAAUUCAAUUCUCUAUCCCUAUGGUGAUUAACUUUUAUUGAUGAACUCUUUUCUCAUUAGAAAUGACUACGCCGCUGUAUUAGCCAAUCAAAAGCGACGUUACAAACAAUGACGUCAUUGUUUCACGUUAUGGACUGAUAUCAUAAUUGUUUAAGCCAAUGGAUGCUUGUUACAAGCAAAGACGUAUUAUCUAUGAAUAUGCUGAAUAUAUAUGUGUAAAUGAUAUACAGUAUUUGUUUAAAUGGUUUCUUAACGGAACUGUUCUCUUUGAAAAUACAAGACUGCAUUGACAACAAUUGUAUUUAAACUUGUCAACCAGAUUGUCACUGUCUAUGAAAAAGUUUGGCCACAUAUAAUUUUAUAUAACUAUCAUUCAUUUCAAACCAAAAUAUAGCUCCUGGUAUUUUUGUCCGUAUGUCGAUAUCUGAUUGCAGCAUGGAUAUGUGUUACGCCAUGAUACAAUCUGUCCAGAGACCUUCCCCAUUUGUCUAUUUGUAUGAGAUAUGAAUAUAAACAACCAGAUACCAUACAAAUUCUUGUAAGAACUCUUCUCAGUAGUCAAUAUACUCUUUGGAGUGUAAUUUAUUGUUUUGUCGGUUUCAUUUUUGUAUACGUAGGGUCCAUAAGUUUCCAUACAAAACUAUCCUCUGUUUUAAUUGUAAUAACAAUAUAAUGUGUAACGAAAAACGGAUACAACUUUCUAUUACCUUGAAUAUUGGUCGAUCGUUAUUAUUAUCGGUGCGAUGAUGAUGAGUUUGCGGAAAGUUUUCGUCAAUAUCUCCGGAAAAACGAUUAUGACAGUGAAAACAAAACGUCAUACGGUGUUUUCUUAUAUAAAUAUGGGAAUUCAUUUCCCUGAGAACUUGAGAUGUAUUUAGGGAAUGAGUAUUAUACCGUAAAUACCAGA
Pecten maximus is the source of this 3219-nucleotide messenger RNA. Its product is annotated as somatostatin receptor type 4-like. The transcript is spliced from 3 exons. NCBI's taxonomy places the organism in Eukaryota, Metazoa, Mollusca, Bivalvia, Pectinida, Pectinidae. Gene Ontology annotation, molecular function: peptide binding; neuropeptide Y receptor activity. The record is from RefSeq and is a predicted model, not a curated record. Gene Ontology annotation, biological process: G protein-coupled receptor signaling pathway. Gene Ontology annotation, cellular component: membrane. Bases 651 to 1715 code for a protein of 354 amino acids.